Molecule: messenger RNA, 2250 nt
Organism: Daucus carota subsp. sativus
Lineage: Eukaryota; Viridiplantae; Streptophyta; Magnoliopsida; Apiales; Apiaceae
Product: probable cyclic nucleotide-gated ion channel 20, chloroplastic
Exons: 1
Coding region: 247-2046 (599 amino acids)
Source: RefSeq, a predicted model, not a curated record
CUUCUUUCUCCGAAAACAGAAGCUGGCUUUUUAACGAAAGAUGGCCCAGCUUCACAGCAAAACAUGCACCAACUACUCGUAAAACACGACUUCUACUCUCUCCUCUGCCCUCAAGAGUUGAUUAGCUUUACAACAUGUUCAACCCUUUCUUUCUUAGCUAUUUCUCAAAGUAAGUCAUCUGGGUUUGUAUUAUCAUCUAUAAAAAGCACACUUCCUCGCUAUAACUUCUAGCUUGUAACUUGAACCAUGAAUGAGCUGAAGAGAAAUAAGGCACUGAGGCAUAAUGCAUCAGCCAUAGCCAUACCCAUGCCAGUAAACUCUCCACCCUCCGAUGAUCUUACAUCUCCCAAUGAUGUUCACACAAACAGACCUUUUCAUGCACUACGUCGAAGAAUGUUUUCAUGGGUCGUCAUAAAUCCAAAUUCUAGGAAUGCUCAGAUAUGGGGAAAAUUCCUCUAUCUCUUCUUUAUAUAUGCAUUCUUAUUACAAACUACGUUCGUCUUUUUGCAGGCCGCAAGGCAGGACAGAAAUUGCAUAUCUCUUGUGGACUACGAGUUAAGAAUCACAUUGUAUAUCUUGAACAAGUUGAAUGAUAUCAUUUUCCUAUUGCACAUUCUCAUUAAGUUCAAGAUGGCCUCUGUCGAUCUCAAAACUAGAGUUCUAGUUUACGAUCCGAAAAAAGUAGCUCUCAAUUAUAUGAAGUCCUACUUUUUCAUCGACCUUUUCUUAAUAGUACCCGUUUUUCUAGAACUUGUCCAAUACAUAAUCAUACAGACCAAAUGGUCUAACGAGACAACUCGGGCUUUUUUGUUCUUGCAAAAUCUCGCUGUGUUGUGUAGACUACUGUCUUCGUUUGGUGAGCUACCUGUGAGCGCCUAUUUUGACUCAUUGUCAACGAUUUUUUUAUUCAGUAACAUUGCAUUUUUUCUUUUUACUCACGCGGUCGGGGUAUUUUGGUAUUACUUUGCAUUAAGUAGGGUAGAAGAGUGUCUUAAAAAAGCUUGUGGCAAGCCCUGGUGCUUUGAUCUAAUAUCAUGUGAGCCUGCAUAUGAGGAUAAGAAGCUCCAAAUUGAUCUGACAUCAUUGAAUAAAUGGAAGAACAACAAGAAUGCUACGGCUUGUUUUGGUCCAGGCGGUUAUAACUAUGGAAUCUAUGUUCAGGCUGUCAGUCUGAUGAGAAAUUCGGAUAUAAAAAUGCGAUAUAUAUAUUCACUGUCUUGGGGGUUCCAGCAAAUUAGUACUUUGGCUGGAAAUCAAAUUCCAGCUUUCUCCUUCGUGGAAGUUCUCUUCACUAUUUUUAUCACUGUUACGGGUCUUUUGCUGUUCUCCUUCCUCAUUGGAAAUAUGCAGAGCCAUCUCCAAGCUCUGUCACGCAGGAGAUUAGAAAAUUCUGUAAGGAGCUCUGAAAUUGAGCUAUGGAUGAGCCAUCGACUAUUUCCAGACGAACUUAAAGCAAAAAUCCGUGAAUCAGAACGAUAUAAUUGGGUCGCCACCAGAGGUCUGAACGAAUUGAUGCUAUUAGAGAAUCUACCAGAGGACCUUCAAAGAGAUAUACGUCGACAUCUCCUCAAAUUUGACAAAAGCUUCCCCGUUGUUGCCUUAAUGGACGAGUCCAUCUUAGAUGCCAUCAGGGAAAGAAUGAAACAGAAAACAUAUAUGAAGGGAAACAGAGUUUUGGUUCGUGGAGGUCUCAUCGAUAAGAUGGUUUACAUUGUUCGGGGGAAGCUUGAGAGUAUUAGCGAAGAUGAGAAUGUAUAUCCUUUGUCUGAGGGGGAUGUCUGCGGUGCAGAACUUAUUACAUUGUGCCUAGAGCAUUAUGUUCUGAAUAGAGAUAAUGAUAAAUUCAGAAUUCCAGCAGGGAAAUUGGUGAGCAAGAGGACGGUCCGAUGCUUAACAAAUGUAGAAGCAUUUACACUUAGAGCUGCAGACCUGGAGGAUGUCUUCAGUUUGUACUCUGGGCUUCUCAUACAAAAUCCUCUUGUUCAAGGUGCCAUUACCAAGGAAUCGCUUCAUCCAAAGAGUCUUUUGCGCAGUAGAUCAUAUUAAACUUGCACGAAGAUGUUAGAGUACACAUCUGUUCAUUUCAGACCAGCCCCUGCAGCGACCUAGAAUAAUUUCUAGUGCAUCUUUUAAUUAUUAUGUAAUUAGAAUUUCCACUUGCAAUGUGUUUCCAGUGCAACUCUUUUUAUUUCUUGUAAAAGCUCUAUGUAUCCACUGCUUGUUUUCCGAGUUAAAGAAAACUGUCAUCAA